GCAUUAACGACAGUGACUACAGACUAUAGUAACAUAAGUGUAUACUUGCGACUGUAUAGAUAACAUAUGUGAUAACAAAUAAAGUUAUUAUUUUGGUGACCACUUUUAAUUAAUAACUUGAUGUAUAUAUCAAUACAGUGAUUAAAGUUGAAUGAAUAUCCAUUGAGAAAAGUAGAUAUUGAAAGUUUAAAAAUGGUCACACUACAGGAUAUUAGUGUACAACUUAUGAAACCAGCAAAAGAUCUUGCUGAUUGGAAAUUUCCAUUGUCUCAGAUCUUAGAAGAAUAUUAUACAUUAUUAGAACCAUGUAACAUUAAUUUUGGAGAAGCAGCACUUGUUUUGCAGAAUUCAACAAAUGUAUAUGUACGCAGAAUUGAACGUCUAUUUAAUGAAACAGAAGUUUUGAGACAAACAUUUUUUGGCUAUGAGGAAGAAGAAACAAAGAUGACUAUGUCCCGGGCGAAGAAAGGCUUAAAAAAGGGUUGCCUUAAUUUUGAUAAUUUUGUAAUUAUUGAUUUGGAGGAAGGUAUUGGAAGAAACAUUGAUAAGAAAAAUCAGUUUCAAGGACAGACAAAGAUAAAGUUAUUAAGUCACAGAUUUACUCAAUUAGAAAACAACACAAUGCAAUUAUGUAUUCCUAUUCAGGUAUAUGAUGUCUUAGGAGAAGUUAUUGGAAAGAAAUAUGACUUUCGGUGCAAUCAAGCUGUAAGUACAACUGGAAUGUUGGUAGACGAAUUGACGUUACACGACUUUACUCAUAUAGUUAGUUCUCAUGUUCAAAAAGGAAGGAAUUCUUUAUCGUCGUAUUCUGAACCAAAAACUCCUGGUACUGGAACAUCGGGAUAUCAUUCGGCCGCUUCGCCGAAUCACUCCCUCGCAUCUAUUCAUGAAGACUGUGAAAAUGAACACGAUUUUACCCUGCAAACAGAAAGCAUUCCCUCGCUAAAUGAAUCAGAAAAUAUUUUAAAUAAUGAUAAUGAAGCUGCCAACACUAGUAUCUCAGCUACAGUUAUUUCAAAUACAGAAAAGAAUUUAUCCAAAGAGCAAGAUAUUCAAUCAAACGAAGUGCAAAAUUCUAAUGAUAAACAUUGCACAGUUAUGAAUUCUAAUGAUACAAAUGAAAGUAGAGAAAAAUAUCAAAGUGAUAGUCCAGAACGAGUUGAAAAUAAUGAAACUAGUGAUGUAAUAAUUAAUAACAAACAACGAGGUCGUCCUCGUAAAGAUCAAGUUCAACUAAAUAAUGCACAAGGAAAAGAAGAAUUACUUAACACGCGGAAAAGAGGGAAACAAGCAACGAAAAAGUCAAUACAUUCUGUAGAUGAUAUAAAUGAAUUAGAUUGGAGACCAAUGCCACUCGUUAAAGGAAUGGAAAAAGAUUUUUCUCACGAUACAUCUGUAUUGAAACUUCCAGAACAUAUUUCUCUUCUGAAAACAAACGCUGACUCCAAAAAACGUAAGCUUCCAUCAAAAAUACCCAAAUCUGAGUGCCUAGCAAAGCUCGUUUUACGAGAAACAGAAUUACGGGUACAAAAGGAUAUCAUUACCCAAACAAAACCAAAGUUUAAACGUCUACAAAAACAGGAAUUAGAAGAUUUUAUGAGAAAUUUUGAUCAAUGCUUUAAUGGUACAGAAAAAGAAAAUAAUAACACUCAACGUACUGCCGUGACAAAUUUUACCCUCAGUUGUAAUUCUCAAAAUGAGAAUGAUUUUAUAGAGAAUAAUGAUGAAGAAAUAAUGAGCAGAAGUUCUUCACCUAGCAAUACAAAAUCACAAUUAGCGACUCAUCAAGAACCGCUUAAAAUGAUGGAAAAAUCCCCCGAUUUACAUGACAGCUGGUGUGAAUCCUUAGGUUCUGAAAUUAAUUUAUCCUAUUCCUUGCCAGAUUAUCAAAAUUUAAUUGAGGAUAAAAUGAAAGAGAUUUGUGAAGAAACAGAUAUUUCAUCAGAGUUAGAUCAAAAUGUAGCAAAAUGGCAUGCUUCUCUGCAACCAAAAUUAUUGGAAGCUGAAAUCAGACCUACGUUUCGAAUUCAUGACUAUGCUUCUCGUAUAAUAAGCACAUUGCAAACAGUAGAACAGAAUAAGAUUAAUUUUGAUAACAUCGUUGAAGAUAAACCCACUUACGAAGUAGCCAGAUAUUUUUUAGCUUCGUUGCAAUUGGCCAAUUCCUAUAAUGUAGAAAUAAAAAGGGAGAGUAAUGGUAAAAGUAUUGAGAUUGAAUUAUUGAAUGAUAAAGAACGCUAUAUAUUGGUCUCUUCAGAAACACAGUUCUUCUUUGGAACCAUAAUUAUGGAAAAGAAAAAUAUGAAAUCAACACCCUGGAUAUUGCUACCUUGGAGUAUUUUUCUUCUUAUAAUAAUUCAAUUUCUAAUUCAACUGUUGAUAAAUAUCUAUCUUUAUACUUACGUGGCUCGUGUGGAAUCAGAUGUUUUUAAUAUGCGAAAUCAAGAUCUUCUGGAAAUUCAGAAACUGGAACGCAGAAAACGAAGUAGUGCAUUGCCUGUAACAGAAGAUAACAAAGUUUCAGACACAUCCAGAAUUUGGCAAGAAAAGGAUACACUGAAAGAAUCUAAAAAAGUAACUUCAUCUCCUACAGUAAAGUCAGGUUUGACAUCUUCUCCAAUCACUCCUAUGGGACACGAUUGGGUAUGGUUGAAUGCAGAUACUCGUGUACAGGUUGAUGCGAUCGAAAAUUUUUGCCGCUCUUCGAUGAAGUAUUGUCCUCCAGGUUUACCAGGAGCUCCGGGAAGUCCAGGAGCUCCUGGAGAACCAGGACUUCCGGGAUUACAGGGAAUGACCGGUCCGAAAGGACCACCCGGUUUAACUGGUCCUCCUGGACCUCGUGGGCCAAAAGGUGAUAUAGGACCGUCCGGUUUCGAUGGAAGAGACGGUGUACCGGGUGAACCUGGUCUCGACGGAAUACCCGGACGUAGUGGUUUAGAUGGAUCACCUGGAAUAAAUGGUAAACCAGGGAUAAAUGGAUCUCCUGGUCGGCCUGGACGAAAUGGCACAGACGGAAGGCCUGGUCAAAUGGGACCACAAGGACCACCUGGACCGCGCGGAGAAGUGGGUCCUCCUGGUAGACCAGGCUUACCAGGACAAGAUGGCAGACCAGGGAUAACAGCCUGGAAGGUGAACAUGAAUGAUUACAAUGUAAACGAUUUACUAAUUCCACCUUCCAUUUUAGAUGACCGUAUGUUACCUACGACAGUAAAUUCUACCGAAUUAAUAUCCGUUUAUGAGGGAACCAACUUAAGAUUGAGAUGCGCAGCGAGUGGAAAACCUCAGCCAGUUGUUCAAUGGUUCAGAAGCGACGGAUCCGUUAUUCCUAUAGGAUCUUGGCAUGUGACUUCUAUAAUUGGACAUACGUUUAACAUCAGCGUAGUGAAUAGAGAACACAUGGGAGAAUAUACUUGCGUUGCUGACAACGGAGUUCCUCCUCGAGCACUGAAAAAAUUCAGACUCCAAGUUAAAUUCCCACCCUUCAUUCGAAUACGCAAUCAGAUGGUUCGCGUACGUAGCCAAAGCACUGGAGUUUUAGAAUGUGAAGUUGAGGCAUUUCCGGAACCAACUAUUUCUUGGGAACGUGAAGACGGUGGACGUUUAAAAAUGUCUGAUAAAUACAGAAUGGAAGUUUAUGAUAAAAGAGAUACAUAUAAGCUUAAAAUGCGUUUGAAAAUUACAAAAAUAACGUUGGCGGACCAUGGUACCUAUUAUUGUGUUGUUAAAAACGAUAUAGAUAUUACUAAAGGUUCAUUUAUAGUCGAUGACAACAUAAAAAGUAUGGAAAAAUUUAAGAUAGGAAAACAGCAACACGUAACGUACGGAAAGCCUGCACCGCAAAGUAUUGAUUUAGAAGAACUUUGUGCACCGCAUGAAACUUGUACAGCUUGUCCCGUUUUAAGAUGUACCUUUACAGACGUUGCUGAAUAUUUAAAUAUUCAGCCACUGAAAAAUGUCACCUUCACUGGCCUUCCACCGCGAUUAGCAGAUGGUGUAAUUGAAGCAGUAGGAAAACCUGUAUUAAAAGGCACGAUGGAUGAUCAUUAUGGAAGUUGGAUGCAUGAUAUGGCUAAGUCUGAUGGAUUUCCCGACAAACUCUGGGUUACUCGAAAGAAUGAAAGUUCCUUUAUUUUUGAAUAUAAAUCAAAAGAUCAUUUUAAAAAUGCCAGUUCAUAUCCUAUUGCAUUGCCCUAUCCAUUUCAGGGAAAUGGUCAUGUAGUGUAUAAUAGAUCCUUCUUUUACAAUCCCAUUAAUCGUUCUUCAAUUUAUCGCUUUAAUCUUCAUUCCAUGUCCGAUCAUAUAUGCGAUAAGGAAUAUUCACGAUGCGAGUUGCAUCUUCCUGGAUUAUUGGUGAAUACAAGAAACUAUCUGUACACGCCAAAUCAUAAUUUUAAUUACAUUGAUUUCAAUGUUGACGAGAAUGGAUUAUGGGUAAUAUAUGGUUUACCAUCAAACAAUACAGUAGUUGUAAAACUGGACGCAAAUAACAUGAAUAUACAACAUGCAUGGAAUAUUAGUAUUGAUAAUCAUAAAUUUGGAGAAAUGUUUAUUGCUGGAGGAGUACUUUAUGCUGUUCAUAGUGUAACUGAAGAAACGAUGAAAAUAGGAUUGUCAUUCGAUCUUUAUAAGAAUAUUACAAUUCCUGUUCAUUUAUCAUUUACAAACCCUUACCAUAAAACUACAGCAGUCAGCUAUAACCACAAGACCAAAGAACUUUAUACUUGGAAUAAAGGAAAUCAACUAGCCUACCCUAUCAAAUAUCAAGGUUUUACAAAUGUUACAGCAAAAGAAGAAUUCCGGGGUAUAGAAAGUGGAAUAUGAAAUUUUAUCUUUCCUUUAAUGUAUCGACAGAAAAAGAAAGAAAAAUAAGGAAAAAUUGCUUUAUAUUUUAAA
Osmia lignaria (orchard mason bee) is the source of this 4893-nucleotide messenger RNA. The record is from RefSeq and is a predicted model, not a curated record. Lineage: Eukaryota; Metazoa; Arthropoda; Insecta; Hymenoptera; Megachilidae.